UGUCCGGUGACAUGUUACAAUUAGUAUUUAUCUCACAGCGAGAGUGUUUUAUAAAGUGGCUGGUUCAGGGCGUAAAGGUAUAGUGUGGCAAAAUAAAUAAAUAAUAAUAAUAAUAAAAACACCACAAUAUGGCUCAGUACAGUUUCCAGGAGCAGCUCCUGUCCGUUAUGGAGGUCUUGGCUAAAGCAGCCACGGAGGAAAUUAACCGGCGCGUGGCCGACAGCUGUGCGAUGAUCCGCCUCGAGCUCUCGCGCAGCCAGAGAGACAUCGACAGCUUGAAAAGGAAAUGUCAGGUGAUGGAGAAUGAACUGAGGAAGGUACGCGGAAGAGGGAGGAGGAAAGUGUUCAUCUGCAGCUCGUCUGAGAAGUUACCUUUCCAGAGUGAGUGUGCCAGAGAGACUGGUGUAAAUGCAUGCAGAGUUGAACAGCCUGUUCCACCAACACGCGAGGAACCUGAAGCAUCAUCGCAGCACGUCCAUCAGACUAUCCAGAUACUGGAGGACAGAUCUGCUGCUUCAGCAACGGUGAUUAAAGAGGAGGGCAGUGAAAAUGACACAUGGAGAAGGGGAGAAGGACAGUUUCCUUAUGAGCAUCAUGGAAAUAAGCCACUCACCCCAGCGCAGGAGAUAAGUGAAGAACCAAACCGGUUUACUGAAGACAUAGAAAGACAGAGAGCGCACCUCACACACACUUGUUCUCCGAGUACGAGCAGUGAGGAGCAUCCAGGCAGUCUAAGACUUCAGGUGAAAGCUGAAAAGGAAGAAGAGGAAGAAAAAGAAGUAGCCGAGGUCAUUCUGGUGGAGGAGUCUGAGCAAAGGAAAGAAGAAACCAACCACCUUGGAUUUGCUUAUAACGACACCAGUAAUGAGGCAGAAGGAACAGAGAAAUCCUUCACAUCCACUCAGUUUUCAUGUGACCUUCCAGUCUUCUCUCAGCCUGUGGAGACGGCCAUAGAACAACCCGGAAAUGAUGUCAAAUCUAUACAGAGUGACAAGAUAGAUAUGUAUGGCGUAGGACAGAUCAGCGUCCACGAGCAACCGCAGCCAGCCUGGUGCAGAGACGAGGCAGAUCAUAUAGUACAAAGACAGAGGCAUGAAGGAUCAAUCACACACCAGGAGCACAGGACCAUAUCCAGACCUGGCAAUGCCGGAGUCAGAGCUGGCAUGGUUUCCCAGCCCGGGUCUAACAUACCCCAUCAGGCAUUUUUGGGACGUGGACGUGGCGGACUCAGACGUUUCCGCGCACAGUGGGUAACAAGCGUGGACGGAGAGCGACGUUUCAGGUGCUCAUUCUGCGAGAAGACGUUCGUGCGCUUUGGCCAGCUGAAAGAGCACGUGCGCAGCCACACUGGCGAGAGGCCGUACACAUGCAGCCAGUGUGGCCGCAGCUUCACCAAACAGGGCAAUCUGAUUAGGCACGCCGUGGUGCACAGCGGAGAGAAACCGUAUCAGUGCAGCCUGUGCGGGAAAUGCUUCACUCAGCGCUCCAGUCUGAAGUCCCAUCAGAAAACGCACACUCCAGACAGGGACACUGUCCUGCAAGGAUUAGCUGUGCGUCAGCUUGUUAGAGAGCAACAUGACAGUCUGACUGUGACACAAAACAGGGGUUAUGUGUAGAGUUGGCUUCAUUAUAACUCAGAUGGGCUUGUAUAGAUGAGCAGUUGCACAGAUACGACGGCGGAACUUCACAAUACCAAAAAUGGCGGCUUAAAGAAGCUCAUUGAUUGGGCAGUGCUUACAUUCCUUAGGAAAGUUUUCUUCUGUUCAGAAAACAUAAUGACAUAUCUUAAAACUCAUUUUUUUUAAACUGAUUUUAAGGAACAGUACUGUAUGUACUGUUUUUAGACACAUUGUUCAUACAAAUUAGGGUUUUAGUGAAAGUUUGGAAAGCAUGAAAGCUAAUUAAACAUAUAAAAAAAAACACUAGCUUGUUAAUGUAAUACGUCAAAGUCGUGUAGGUCAGAAUUUGUAAAUUGUGCCACAAUGCGGCAAUUUUGGCAUUCAGCUUUUGCCUUUUUUCAAACAGCAGACUCCUAUACAUUCCAAAUGCAUUAAUUAUUGUACCAGACUUGUUGCUAUGAGCUUGCAACCUGAAAGCAUGCUUAGUAGGGAUGGGAGUCUUUAGAGACCACCCGAUACAAUGUUAUCACGAUACCUAGGUGCCGAUCAAUGAUUUCUAACUUUUAAUCUAGACAGUGCCUGGCUAUAUUUCCGCCUGUACUACUCCUGCACCGGUGCUCCGUCUCAUGUCAAAUAAUAAUCUUUUAUGUUAUUAUGUGACACACCAAAGCAUAGUCAUGAAAUGAUCUCACUUUCUGUCAGACUCUGUGUAUUGUCUUUUGGUGCAAAAACAACCACAAAUGUUGUGAAACAUGUUUCUCAUUACGCUAUUACAGACAGUGAUUCAAAAAGUAUCUCAGGAUACGUGCAGACCUGCUCAUUCUGAGUGUCACAUGUGUUCCCCGUAUAUCAGUUGUGUUUGUCAUAAAUGUGUUACGAAAUAAUCCACGUAAGUGAACCCUUUUCAAUAAAUACAACAAUGAUUGUCCAACAGGGGGCGCU
Molecule: messenger RNA, 2561 nt
Organism: Clarias gariepinus (North African catfish)
Lineage: Eukaryota; Metazoa; Chordata; Actinopteri; Siluriformes; Clariidae
Exons: 4
Coding region: 129-1616 (495 amino acids)
Biological process (GO): regulation of transcription by RNA polymerase II
Molecular function (GO): DNA-binding transcription factor activity; RNA polymerase II cis-regulatory region sequence-specific DNA binding
Source: RefSeq, a predicted model, not a curated record